AGUUUUGCCGCAUAGCUCCACGGCCGAAGCCGAACGCCCCACCAGACCACCCCCACCCGGCCCCGGCCCCCGGGUCCCUGUCUUCCCCGUCUCCGCUUCCGUCCACCUCACGUCGGCGUCUUCCAUCGAAGUGGCCUUUUCGGCGGCGAGUGAGAGGGCGAGGAAUAAAACUCGCGUCGCGCACGCACCGCAACAAUAAUAUCCUUCCACGCGAAUAUUCGCCGCUUCCCACCUCCCCCGCCCCGCAUAUCCUUCCGUCCGUCCGUUCGUCUCCCCCCUUUCCCUUCCCCUCUAUUUCACCACCCCAUCAGCCGCCCGCCACCGCGACGAUCACCGGCGCAAUCCGUUCACCCCACCACUCAUCCACUCCCCCUCCGCGAAUCUCAUUUCUUUACUGCGGCUAGGAGGAGGCGGCGGCGGCGAUGAAGUUCGGCAAGAGCCUGAGCGGACAGAUCGUGGAGACGCUCCCGGAGUGGCGCGACAAGUUCCUGUCCUACAAGGAUCUCAAGAAGCGCCUCAAGCUCAUCGGCGCCGGGAACGGGGCUGAGCGGCAGCCGAAGCGGGCCCGCCGCGACGACUCCGGGGAGGCUGACGCGGCCGCGGCCGCGGCGGCAAUGACGCCAGAGGAGGCGGAGUUCAUGCAGCUCCUGGAGGCUGAGCUCGACAAAUUCAACUCUUUUUUCGUCGAGAAAGAGGAGGAGUACAUCAUCCGUCAGAAGGAGCUGCAGGACCGGGUGGCCAGGGCGGCCGGGCGGGAGUCCAAGGAGGAGCUCAUGCGGGUGCGCAAGGAGAUUGUCGACUUCCACGGCGAGAUGGUGCUGCUGGAGAACUACAGCGCCCUCAACUACACAGGAUUGGUUAAGAUUCUCAAGAAAUAUGACAAGAGAACUGGAGCCCUGAUCCGGCUGCCCUUCAUUCAGAAAGUUCUUCAGCAGCCUUUCUUCACCACUGAUCUCCUGUAUAAGCUUGUGAAGCAGUGUGAAGCCAUGCUGGAGCAGCUCCUUCCGGUUAGUGAGGCAUCUGUCUCAAGUGAAGAUGGAAAAGGAGACUCUAAUGAUGAAGAGAAGCUGGCGAAGCCAAGUUCUUCCUUGGUAAAUGGUGGUGGCAUGCCAGAGUUAGAUGAGAUCGAGUACAUGGAGAGUAUGUACAUGAAGAGCACCGUCGCGGCCCUUAGGUCACUGAAGGAGAUCCGGGGCAAGAGCUCUACUGUCAGUAUGUUCUCGUUGCCACCUCUUCAGGGCAACAAUGCACAGGACAGCUACCAGAUCCGGGCAGAGCAACUAGAUGAGGAGCCGGAGAGGUGGAGCAAAGUAACAGUGAUAGAGCAGGCGGCCAAAUGACAGACCGAAUGGGCAAAACAUCUGAUGGCUGAACUUAAAAAUUUUAGACUUGGACAUUUGCUGGAGAUGGGACUGGGAUCCCAAUCUCCCAUUCAGAAAUUUGUAUGAAUUCAGGAUUCCUAACAGCUGCGAAAUGGUGGACAUGUUAAAUCAUAGAAUUCCCAGCACAACCAUCGGACAGAAUUGGGCUGAUUUUAUUCACUAUUGUGAAUUGAUCAUGUGUUUCUACUGAUAUACAACCUUAUGAUUCGGUGUGGCUUCUGAUUGUGAUAAUGAAAGAGAAAACAGGUUUUGGCUUGCUA
Zea mays is the source of this 1642-nucleotide messenger RNA. Its product is annotated as SPX domain-containing protein 1. The record is from RefSeq and is a predicted model, not a curated record. NCBI's taxonomy places the organism in Eukaryota, Viridiplantae, Streptophyta, Magnoliopsida, Poales, Poaceae. Gene Ontology annotation, biological process: cellular response to phosphate starvation. The transcript has 3 exons. Bases 423 to 1340 code for a protein of 305 amino acids.